This is a messenger RNA of Physcomitrium patens, 796 nucleotides long. RefSeq lists its product as uncharacterized. The record is from RefSeq and is a predicted model, not a curated record. Gene Ontology annotation, cellular component: Golgi apparatus. Lineage: Eukaryota; Viridiplantae; Streptophyta; Bryopsida; Funariales; Funariaceae.
AUGUCGGAAGAAUCCCAAAUGGGAUUGCUCGUGGAUGAAACCCUAGGCUCACGUCGGGGCCGGUUUCCUCAAACUCGCUCGAAAGUUACAGAGCGAGAGCUCUUGCACUUCGUGACACAUCUGCUUGCGUUGCAUGCGUCGGGAGUGAGAGCUGUAGCCGUUAGAGCUUCGGUGCCAGUGCUUCGCGUUCUUUCAGCAAUGCCGGUGCGGCAUCUUUUGGAGGUUGCGCCACCAGAGCCGGCGCGGUAUGCUGUUGGAGCAGUGAUUAUGAUGCUGGGAGUAGUCCUCCCUGUGGGUUACAUGAUGUUCCGAACUAAGCGAGUGCCCUCAUCAUCCGGUUACUCCAAGCAGACCGAUUUUGUGGACCGUCAAAGAGGGGUGUGACCUACAAUAGGUCUGAAGCUGGUCAAUGAGAGGGACAAUAUCUUGUAUCUUGUGUUCGAGCAAUGAUGCGAUGAACAAGACAGGGCAGCAGGCAGACGUUGUGGCUUAUUUCCUCUUGGGAUUCUCAGUUUUACUGUUAUUUUUUAAUUACUUAGUUUCACACUUGCAUUGUUAAUCGACACCAAAUAUGCAUAAAAUAUACAGUUUAGGUUUAGCUUAGUGCCAUAAAGACAUUGAUAUCUGGUAUUGCUGUGUUUCAUUCUCAUUAUACGGCCCUCAUGACAAUCCAGUACUCAGAUCUGCGGGUGCGCUGUAGUGAGAUGAACCAACAGAUUCAGACUUGAGUAUUCUGAAUGUGUCAUGUCUUAACGAGAUUUGGUCUCGCCUUAAACAUCAUUGCUAUUAUUGGUCA